AGUUCGUGAGGUUUGAGAUAUCUUCGUUUUUGUGCUCCAGUACUUGUCUAUUCCAUUGGACCGAUGACAAGAUCAAAGAGCAAAUCCUAACCAUUAGACUUUUAAUCAUUUUCUUCUAAGAGGAAGAUGAUCUGACCCAUGGGAAAGAUAAGGACCGAUCACUUGGUUUAUUCUCUAGGUUUAACCAAGUUUAGGGUCUUAAACUAAAUCAUUUAUUUUUCUUUAUAUACUUAUGGCGUAAUCCUGUUGCAAAGUACUACUAAAUUAACUUUUGCAAAACAAGUCUCAUUGAACAUCUAUCUCUUUUGUUCAUUUUUGAGAAGCCGAAGAUUACUCUUCCCAUCAUGUGAAUCCAUUCAACAUCAUCAAACAAGGUUACACACGUACACAGGGCCGGGCUUGUACGCAAUCUCGCGAAACAUCCGUAUGGGGCCCCCACCUCAUGGGGCCCCCACUUCCAAUUUUUUCCUUUGUAUGUAAUGUUAAUAUAUGAAUCUUAGGUGCAAAGUCAAAUUAAAAAGUAAAAUUUUGGUUUCUAGUGACAGAAUAAAAUACAUGUCACGAACAUUAUUAGCACGUAAGUCUGAAGAUAUCUCUAUUUUUUUUAUUUAAAGAAUUGUAAAUAUUAUAAUAAAUUUAAAUAAGUAAAAAGCAUCAUAUUUUAACUCAGCAAAGGAAACUUACGAGCUACUAGACAGUCUUUUCAGCUUCUUCCCUUCUCUGUAAGAAAACCAAAGAUUUUGUCUUUUGAUUCUUAGGUAAAAUCAAAUUUUAUUUUCGUUUAACAAAUCUUAUAUUGUUUAUUCAUCUCUAAUUCAAUUGAUUUACUCGUUUUGGUUUGAAGGUUUUUAAUAGUCAAUUUUUUAUAAUGUCAAAACUGAAUUACAAUCUUUAAAUUUUCUAUCUUCAUCCUGCAGAAAAAAAUGAGUGCAUCAAGAAUAUACCUUUCUGGAGCUAAAAAAAGAGCAAAGAAAAGAAGAGUAGAAGAACUAGUGAAGUCUCAGUCAGGUUCUCUGUUAAAGUAUUUUAAGAAACCAGCAUUGCUUGGAACUGAUGAGGACCAUGAGGUUGAUGGAACUAGUGAGGAUAGUAGUGAAACUGGUGAGGUUGAUGGAUCUGAACCAGAUGAUGAGGUUGAUGGGGUUAGAACUGGAUAUGGAAACCAUGAUCAAGAAGAGAAUAGGGAUAGAGCUGAGAUAGAUGAUGAAGAUGUCAACUCAAAUGCAGCGGACGAGCAUUUUAAAGAAGAUGAUUCAGCCUUUGAUCUUAUGGAUCCUGGAAAUUGGAGAAAAAUUGACCAGAAGUUAAGAGAUUAUUUGGUUGAGAAAGGUCCUCUCCCACCACCAUCUGAAGAUUAUAUUUUCCCCAAAAAUGAAAGUGGUAGACACUUUUCACAUAGAAAUUACAAAAGGAUCAUGAAGAAUGGAGAUAUGCAGCACCGGCGUUGGUUAGUUUAUUCAACAACAUUCGACAAGAUCUAUUGUUUUUGUUGCAAGUUGUUCACCCGUUACAAGGAAACUACUCAACUAGCAGGCAUUGGAUUUCUGGAUUGGAAUAAUACUGGAAUAAGGCUGAGCCAACAUGAAACCAGUCAUGAUCACAUUAUGUGUAUGAGCCAGUGGAUGGAACUAGAGAUGAGGCUGCAAAAGAAUCAGACAAUUGAUAAGUGUGUCCAAGAGGAAAUCGAAAAAGAGAAGAAUCAUUGGAGGGAGCUUUUACUGAGAUUAUUUUCAGUGGUGGAGUAUUUGGCUAAGAGUAAUAUAGCAUUUCGGGGAUCUAAUGACAAAAUUGGCCAAGAGAACAAUGAAAAUUUUCUGGGGAAUAUUGAGAUGAUUGGUAAAUUUGAUCCUGUAAUGAGGGAGCACAUCAGGCGAAUCACCAAAGGAGAAACCCGAUACCAUUAUCUCAGCUACAAAAUUCAGAAUGAGUUGAUUGGAAUGUUGAGUUCUGAAAUCAAGUUAAUAAUCAUUAAGAAGAUUAAAGAGGCAAAAUUCUUCUCGGUUAUUCUUGAUUGUACUCCAGAUAUCAGCCACAAAGAACAAAUGUCUCUCAUUAUUCGAUGUGUGGAUAUAUCAGUGAGUCCAGUUCAGAUUGAAGAAUUUUUUCUUACCUUUCUCGAAGUUGAAGAUAAAUCAGGAAAAGGGCUUUUUGAGCUAUUAUGUGAUACACUGGUUGGUUUGAAGCUGGAUAUUAAUGAUGUCAGGGGACAAGGUUAUGACAAUGGAUCCAACAUGAAAGGAAAAAACAAAGGAGUGCAGAAGAGAUUGUUGGAUAUCAAUCCGAGGGCAUUUUAUACACCAUAUGGUUGUCAUAAUCUGAACUUGGCUAUUUGUGAUAUUGCUAAAUCUUCUGAUAAAGCGAUGUCUUUCUUUGGGAUUAUCCAGCGUUUAUAUAAUUUUUUCCACCCUUCUACGACUAGGUGGGAGAUGUACAGAAAAAUGGUGGGAGGUUUCACGCUUAAACCGCUAUCAGAUAGGCGAUGGGAAAGUCACCUCGAAAGCGUUAAGGCUAUACGUUUUAAAGCUCCAGAAAUCAGAGAUGUCUUACUUUACUUUGCAGAAAACAGUGAGGAUCUAGGAGCACGGAGUGAUGCUGAAUGUCUUGCGAUAAGUGAAACACAUGGAAUUGGAGGGUUUGAGUUCUUGUUUGGUCUGGUUAUAUGGUAUGAUGUUCUGUUUGCUGUUAAUACUGUGAGCAAGACGCUACAGUCUGAAGAUAUUGAUAUCGAUGAUGCCAUUGCUCAGCUAAAGGGGUUAGUUUCUUUUUUCCAAAAGUAUAGAGAAAUGGGAUUUCAAGAAGCAAAAGCUGAAGCUUCAAAAAUUGCCAUUGCUAUGGAUAUUGAACCCAUGUUUAACAAGAGGAACAAGCGCCUUAUUAAAAGGAAAACUCAUUUUGAUGAAGAGCGAGACAAAGGUGAUGAUGUUUGUCAGGUUCUAAGUGUGGAGGAUGAUUUCAGAAUCAAUUAUUUUUUCAAAAUGAUGGACCAAGCUAUUGUUUCUUUCCAAACAAGGUUAGAACAAUUUAAAGAGUAUGAAAAUAUUUUUGGGUUUUUGUUCAGUCUACGAAAGCUCAACUCAACAAGCGAUGAUAUUUUAAAGAGUAAAUGUUCUAACCUUGAAGCUUUUCUUAAGCAUGGAGCAGAUUCUGAUAUUGAUGGGAAUGAUUUGUUCAUGGAAAUCAAAAUUUUCAGAGAAGUUUUGCCAAAGACUUUCAAGAAGAAUGUAGAAGUGCUGGAUUAUUUGAAGAGAAUGAAGGAUAGCUAUCCGAGUAUAUGGAUUGCUUACAGGAUAAUGCUCACCAUUCCUGUUUCAGUUGCUUCAGCUGAAAGAAGUUUUUCUAAGUUGAAGUUGAUAAAGUCUUAUCUACGAUCUACUAUGUCACAGGAAAGGUUAAACGGAUUGGCUAUGUUAUCGAUUGAGAAAGCUUUAAUUCAAAAUCUCAAUUAUGAAAGUUUGAUGAAUGAUUUUGCUGAAAAAACUGCAAGAAGAGUUAUUUUUCAAAAUCGGUAGAACUGUUGUUGUGUGUUUUUAGAACUAUUGUACUGUAUUUUGAAGAUUAAUUAUGUUUAGACUGUUCUUUUUUUCUUCUUGUUCUAUAAUUUUUUCGAUGCUGUUUUUUAUUAUCAAAACUACGAUAAGUUCAUCUAUAUUUUGAAUAGGGCCCCGAAAAACUCAGGUCCGGCUCUGCACGUACAACACAAAUCAUCGACUAAUCAUUCACCCACGAGUAUACUACUCGGAGUUCAAUCGCCUACCUUUAACUGAUCCAAGACAUUUACACCUAUCCAAAGCCGUGCCAACGUUAACAGCUGCCCCAAGCGAAAAACAAAAUCAAAUGAAAAAUAUCUAUAAUAAUAUGAAAACUAUUGUAGUUUAGUGUGCAAAAAUUUUUUUUAUUUAUACAACUUUUAAAUAAUUAACAAGCGUUUUCAUAUUUUAUUUAGUUUUUUUUAAAUCUAUGUUUUUGUUGUAGUCUCAUCUUUUGUUUAACUCGUGAAGCUAUUAACAAAGCUACAUGUUUAUAUAGAAUUUCAUUACAUGAAACAAAUUAUAAGGAAUGCCUUUAGUGUCUUAUAUAUUUUUAAAAGAUGCCCUAGGCCAAUGCUUCUUAUUUUCUCAUGUAAGCACGGCACUGCACCUAUCCAAAGACAUCAUUCUGUUUUUGGUGUUUUCAUAUUUUGACGUAAAUGAGUUUUUAAGGCUCUGUCUACGUAUUACGUAUAUGCCAUGUUUUAGUUGUCUUUUUCUCUUUGGGAUGAACAUUUGGUUUUAUAAAUGCAAUGCAAUGCAAUUUUGCAGGUUUAAUUAGUAUAACCACUGCAAAUAAAAGCAUGUUACAUUUCACCUAUAUGGUCCAUUCCAUUAAAUAUGCAUUGUACCAUUACAUGUAAAUGAAAUUCUAAGGGGGUUGAAAAGCUAUAUCAUCAUCUAUCAACGAGAUUUGAAGCGAUAUGUACGACAAAAGUGAUGAUCGACUUCUGCGGUAAAAAUAUAACGAGACGGUUGAAAGAUUGAUUGGAGAUCAGAGGAUUUGUUUCCAAUGAUGGUAACUUUGUGACGAAGUGAAAAAGUUAGAUUGAAAAAGAAAGGAUGAAAUAUAUUUUAAUAUAUAGAUUAUGCAAAAAUUGUUGUCUUUACCUUUUUAAUUAGUUUAUGAACUACAAAGUAUUUGAUAGUUUUUUUUUUUUUUUUUGAUAAUAAAUUGAUAUUAAACCAAAUUUCCCUUGUCAGAAUCUGUUAAUAGUGAUUUUCGUUGACUGGAAAAAAUAA
Brassica napus (rape) is the source of this 4769-nucleotide messenger RNA. RefSeq names its product zinc finger MYM-type protein 1-like. Bases 924 to 3509 code for a protein of 861 amino acids. NCBI's taxonomy places the organism in Eukaryota, Viridiplantae, Streptophyta, Magnoliopsida, Brassicales, Brassicaceae. The transcript has a single exon. Gene Ontology annotation, molecular function: protein dimerization activity. The record is from RefSeq and is a predicted model, not a curated record.